This is a messenger RNA of Kalmanozyma brasiliensis GHG001, 1404 nucleotides long. RefSeq names its product MOSC, N-terminal beta barrel. The coding region runs from base 1 to 1404 and encodes 467 amino acids. NCBI's taxonomy places the organism in Eukaryota, Fungi, Basidiomycota, Ustilaginomycetes, Ustilaginales. The record is from RefSeq and is a predicted model, not a curated record. Gene Ontology annotation, molecular function: catalytic activity; molybdenum ion binding; pyridoxal phosphate binding. The transcript has a single exon.
AUGCCCGCCAAGAUCCCCUUCCUCUCGGCCUCCGAGUCGCUGCAACAGCAAAUGGCCGAGUCCAAGUCCUACACACGCAUCUCGGCUCAAAUCUACGUCUUCCUUCUCAUCAUUACCAUCGGCUUGCUGCGAAAGUACAUUUUCCCUUCUUCGGCCUCGAAAGCUGACCGGACCUAUGGCGGCGUCUCUGCGUCCACAGCGCCAGGGGCAAAGGAUGAGACGCUGGGCGAGGUAGCCGAGAUCUACAUCUACCCGAUCAAAUCGUGUGCAGGUGUGUCCGUCAGGGACGCGAGCCUGACGGGGCAGGGAUUUGAUCUGGAUCGGCGGUGGAUGGUCGUCCGCACGAGCAAAGAUGCGAAGCUAGAAAAGAUCAGUCUGCGUGAAGAACCGCGACUCACCCUCAUCCAGCCGGUCAUCGAUUCUCCCUCCAACACGCUCAAGCUUCGUCUCACGGCUAUCGCCCACAAGCAAGCAAAGGGCAUCGACAUGGGUGAGACGGAAACGCCCCUUCGCCCGACCGCAACGGAGCUGUCCACAUGGGGCGAAGUGCCAGCGAUCUCGAUGUAUGGCGACUUCGCGGAUGGUCGCGUGGCCGCGCUCCCCUCAGGCAGCAUGCGCAAGCUUAGCCCGAGCGAGUGGAUCAGUGACUUCCUCGGCUAUCCGGUGCUGCUGGUUCAUUUUGAUACCACCUCGUCCACCGCCAGGAACGCCUUUCCGAUCUUCAAGCCGCCUUCCGACGCAGGAGCCUGGUCGACAAACGAUCGUGAGGAGUUGCAUCGCAAGCGCGGGAUUGAGUUCCAGGACGAGUACCCGCUGCUCGUCGCUUCGCAGGAGUCGUUGACUUUCGUGCGGGAACAGCUGAGCGUGGCGAUGGACUCGGCAGACGGAGGGGACGGGAGAGGUGGGAGGACUAUUACGGGGAUUGAUGCGGACAAGUGGUCAGAUCCUGCGACGCUGUCCAUGGCGCGAUUCAGGCCGAAUGUGGUUGUCAAGGGCAAUGUGGAGAACCCAAUAGGCGCUUUCAGCGAGGACUCUUGGGAGCGACUGUGGGUCCUCCCUGCCGGCUCAGCAGCAUCAGACGACGGGGAGGAAGUGACAAAGGCAAUGCUGCAGCUGGUCGCACGGUGUCAGCGCUGCCUGCUCACAGCGGUGGACCCAAUCACUGCCGAGAAGGACCCAAGUGUCCCGCUCAAGCUGCUCAAUCGGAGCAGGAUGCGAGUCAAGAAGACGGCGGGGAUCGAGGGUGGGAACGGUAGAGCUGGACCUUGCUUCGGCAUGUAUGCGAUACCUCUGCCGCUCAGCAGCGGCGAGAGUGGAGAGUCGUACGGAGAGCUCAAGGUCGGCGAUGGGAUAAGAGUAAGAUGGCGACCUUACGAGUUGGAUGACGAGCCUAACCGAAAGUGA